Messenger RNA from Glycine soja, 802 nucleotides. RefSeq lists its product as uncharacterized. NCBI's taxonomy places the organism in Eukaryota, Viridiplantae, Streptophyta, Magnoliopsida, Fabales, Fabaceae. The record is from RefSeq and is a predicted model, not a curated record. The transcript has 7 exons. The annotation marks the transcript as partial.
UCUUCUGAUUUCUUCAAAACAGUUAUAAUUACAUCUCUGGUUAGCGAACUAAGAGUCGUUGAACUUCUUGAUGGCCUUUGCGAAAAGAUGCAAGAUUAUACACUCAAGAUAGAUACAAAUACCUAUGAAUGGUUCAAAGUGGAUAGCUGGGAUAACCUCACAACAAAUAAGCAAGAAGCUCGGGCAUAUUCAAAAGAUAUAUCUUCUUAUUGUGGAAGGUUACUUGAAGAAACAGAGGAUGAGUUGGCUGAAUUGAUCAAAAAAGGAUCUGUAAAAGUGGGAGGUGUGAGCAAAGUUCUUUGUCAAGAUUUGAGCAAACAUUGCAGUCAAAUGAGUGUAUCAUAUGCAGCAGAGGUUGAUGAGGAUGGACAUGAUGGAGAGCUCUAAAACCAUGGAUGUUAGGGUGGCUGAAAAUAUCAGCUUUUUGGGCAAUUAAUUAUUGACAGAAUGGAUCCCAAAAUUGAUAGUGUUGGAAUGAUCUUUUUUCCCAUUACAAAAAGAAGACUCUUUCAGCAAUAUGGUGGAUCGGACUCUAAUCACGUAAUUAUUAAGGGUUUGUGCCCAGCGCUCUAAAAUUUUUUUUUUUUUUUUUUUGUAUUUUAUAAAAUACUUAGUUAUACCUAGUAAUUCAGAGACAUAUUACGUCUACCGUUAAGUAAUAGAUACAUAGACAAGAUACCUGACCAAUGGAGAAUUCAUCUAGGGAUUCUUUAACUUAUUUUUAGUGGACCUUACGCUAUAUAGAACUUAAUGGUAGAAACUCAGUCUUAAAAUAACUCCUACAAUGGACUCCACAUCUUAA